GUUGCACAUCAAUUCUUUCUACAGGACAAUAAUCAUUCAAUAAAGCGUUGUGCUGACAGAACACAACAAUGAUGAACUAAACAAUGUCAGGAUCUAGACCAGAGCAUAUUCAGAGGCACUGGACAGAAACAAAAGACUCGUUUUCAAGCAUAUCUAGUGACCAGCGACGACAAGAACAAAAAACACAAGUUGUUCAACUAGGGAUUUUGUGGUAUUAAGAACGCUGUUGGCAUAUCAGCCCACGACCAGGUUCCCGAGAACUGAGGGCAAACGCGUACAAAGGGUACCCCGAAACUCGGAUCUCUGCAUCUGCGACUCAGGGAAGACGGAAACGACGAGGAGGAGGAAGAGGAGAAGAUGGUGCACGGGACGCUGGAGGUGCUGCUCAUCGGGGCCAAGGGCCUCGAGAACACCGACUACCUCUGCAACAUGGACCCGUACGCAGUUCUCAAAUGCCGCUCGCAGGAGCAGAGGAGCAGUAUUGCAUCAGGCAAAGGAAGUAACCCUGAAUGGAACGAAAACUUUGUCUUCACUGUUUCUGACCAAGCUACAGAGCUCUCGGUCAAGCUUAUGGACAGUGACUCAGGCACAGGGGAUGACUUUGUUGGUGAAGCAACUAUUCCUCUGGAAGCAGUGUAUGCGGAAGGGAGCAUUCCACCAACAGUUUAUAAUGUUGUGAAAGAUGAACACUACUGUGGAGAAAUCAAAGUUGGUCUCACAUUUACACCUGAGGAUGUUCGCCAGCGUGGUCUUCCGGAGGACUUCGGUGGAUGGAAACAAUCGGAUUGAGAAGAUCCGCAACAAGCCAUGCCUCGUGAAGCCUUGAGCCCUUUGAACGCCACUCAGUCAGUUUGCCUUAUUUAGCCAAAAUUCAGUUUGGCUUCGUCAAUCAUUUCGAAAGUAGUAUUAUUCAUGAGUUUGAACUACAGAUAGCUGCGAUUCCUGUAUUAUACCUUCUUAAGUACCGGAACUAGGAAUACUGUUUGUGACGCCUUCUCGAAACUAUUUUCAAUGCAUCACUUGGUUAUAGUAGCUAGAAAAUUGCGUAUUUUA
Molecule: messenger RNA, 1053 nt
Organism: Brachypodium distachyon (stiff brome)
Lineage: Eukaryota; Viridiplantae; Streptophyta; Magnoliopsida; Poales; Poaceae
Product: elicitor-responsive protein 3
Exons: 7
Coding region: 358-789 (143 amino acids)
Source: RefSeq, a predicted model, not a curated record